UGGGCAUGAAUGAAGGGUGUAAAAACUUGUGUGUUCAUAGUAAGAAUUUAAAAUCUUAUUCAUCUUUCUCGUGGGAGCACUGUACAGCACGAGGAUUUACCAAAAAGAAAUAUCAUGUCUUCAUUCAUCUGUCCGGUGCUGGUCCUACUGGUAUCCCUUACCAACCAACUUAAGGGAUGCACCAUAACAAACUGGUGGAGCAGUUUUGACAAUGAAGGCUAUUCCACUUGCUGCAGCAAGACUAUUUACAUCAACGGUCUUUAUCGAAACACCAAUGGAGGAGUCAGAGAUGACGGUAUUCAUCGCAUCGAAGAAGCGCGCUGCUGUCCCCGACCCAGGUCUUACUGGUACCAGUCCACUGACUGCAUCGUGGCAGACUGGAUGCACAGCUUAGAGAACGACUAUCAAUGGAGCACAUGUCCAGGCGGCUACUUUUUGCAGGGUUUUUACCGUAGUGGCGAUAAAUGGCUGCAUAACAUCGAGUACGGCAAGUGUUGCAAACCCGCCAACCACCCACAUGCGUGGGGACACUGCUACGAGCAAAGUGUGGAAAGUAGCUUUGACAGCGAGGGGACCAGCAAGUGCAAUGAUAGCUACUUCAUGACUGGGUUGUACCGAGGAAGCUGCGAUAGACUCCACUGCAUUGAAAAAUUCAGAUGCUGUAAAAUGGUUAACAACCCACCAGCCCUGACAUCGCUAUCAGAGGUCAAGACACGAGUAUUGGAUACAACGAUGCAUCCACUUGCUCAACUGGCGAACUACCUCGGCUACGGCUGGUGCUCCAGCUGCCGCGCCCAGUAUGUGGGUGAGGACUUCCGACGGAACGGGGACAGCUGGGAGGCGGACACGAAAGGCCCAUGCAACGGCGAAAGGAGCCAUCAACGUCUAAAAAUACACUUUGGAGAUUUUACAUUCAAGAUUAAGAAUAUCACAUACGGAACUCCAGUGGUCCAAACAAUGAGGCCAAGUGUGCAUUACUCUGGCACCAUUAGAAACGACGACUCGUCGCCGUUGACACACAAAGUAGAGCGCGAGGUUCGUGACACUCGCACGGUGACACACACGACCACUAGCUCUUGGAAAAGAGCCCGUGAACUUGGAAUCGAGUUGUCUUACACGCCGCCGACUAGCUUUGGGGCUAAGGUCGCUUUCAAGUUUAAUUACGAAACCUCAACAACGACCACAGAUAGUGAGACAAACACACAGCAGUUCGUUGACAAGGUGAUGUCUCAAAAGACACUGGCUCCUCACUCGGCGGCCGAGUAUCGCAUUAUGCUGACCAGGUCGAGAACCACUAUGCCGUACACCGCCACCAUCAUCGCACAGUUCUCCGCAGAGCUGGACGGAUUCCUGAGGUGGGGAGGAGGAUUUAGUGGAGAUUCUAACAACUUCCAUUACCUGCACCGCGGGAAUAAGAGCAGACCGACCUUAAAGUACAGAUUUGGCGACUCGUCAAUUCCAUUUUACCGCGCUCUGAAGGAACAAAGUACCCGCAACAUGCGACCCUGGCAAUGGCACGACAUGAAAUCAAGACAUCCUGACUCACAAAACGUGAUAGACCAGUUACUUGACGAGCACAUGUACGAGUUCACCCUUACAGGCCAGUUUGAGGACGUGGUCGGCCAAGACGCCUCUGUUCUGUGGAAGACAGUCUCUCUCAAUGGCAAACGAAGGGUGGAGGAGGAUUUCCCUGCUGACGACACAGAGGACCCACCAAGAGUUUUCCCCAAGCCCCCCACGGUCGAUCUGACUCCUGGAAAGCAGGAGAUUCCAGAGCACGUGACGGAAUCUAUAAUUGCGUGAUUUGCGCUAAAUGAAUAGCGGCUUUGUUUUUGUGCUUGUUGUGUGUAUGGAUACGCAUUAAAAAUAGUUGGCCAUG
Molecule: messenger RNA, 1879 nt
Organism: Nematostella vectensis (starlet sea anemone)
Lineage: Eukaryota; Metazoa; Cnidaria; Anthozoa; Actiniaria; Edwardsiidae
Exons: 6
Coding region: 115-1803 (562 amino acids)
Cellular component (GO): extracellular region
Source: RefSeq, a predicted model, not a curated record